Helianthus annuus (common sunflower) is the source of this 1984-nucleotide messenger RNA. RefSeq names its product arginine--tRNA ligase, chloroplastic/mitochondrial. Lineage: Eukaryota; Viridiplantae; Streptophyta; Magnoliopsida; Asterales; Asteraceae. Gene Ontology annotation, molecular function: ATP binding; arginine-tRNA ligase activity. Gene Ontology annotation, biological process: arginyl-tRNA aminoacylation. Bases 1 to 699 code for a protein of 232 amino acids. The transcript has 9 exons. The record is from RefSeq and is a predicted model, not a curated record.
AUGCAGUUUGGAAUGUUGAUUGAGUUUCUCUUUGAGAAGUUCCCAGAUGGGGAGUUGUUCUAUAAGGCAUCAAAACAGAGAUUUGAUAGUGAUGAUGAAUUCAAAGAGAGAGCCCAAAAGGCAGUUGUUGCUCUCCAGAGUGGCAAGGAAGAAAAGUACCAGAAGGCAUGGGCACAAAUCUGUGAAAUAAGUCGAAGGGGUUUCGAGAAAGUGUAUCAGCGUCUGGGGGUUCACUUGGAAGAAAUGGGUGAAAGCUUUUAUAAUCCCUGCAUUCCUCUGGCUCUAAAGGAGCUCAAUGAUAAGGGUUUGAUUGAAGAUGACGAAGACGCUAAGGUGAUAAAAAUUAUUGAAGGAAAUAAGGUGCCACCUCUUAUAGUUACGAAGACAGAUGGUGGUUACAACUAUGCUUCAACAGAUCUUGCAGCUCUCUGGUAUCGGCUUAAUGAGGAAAAAGCCGAUUGGAUAAUAUAUGUCACUGAUGUUGGUCAGAGAGAGCAUUUUAAAAAGAUCUUCGCUGCUGCUAAAAGUGCAGGGUGGCUUCCAGCUGAUGAAAGCAAAUACCCUAAAACAAGUCAUGUAGGGUUUGGUCUUGUUCUUGGUGACGAUGGAAAGAGAUUUAGAACUCGUAGUACCGAAGUGGUAAAGUUGGUUGAUUUAUUCGAUGAAGCUAAGCAGCUCUUGUGGAACAAGGUAAGGUGACUGAGUGGACUGCUGAGGAGCUUGAGCAGACGGCUGAAGCAGUUGGAUAUGGUGCUGUUAAGUAAGUGUGUCAUGCAGGGGUAAAAAUGGUAAAAACGACUGAUGGUAUUACGGAGAUCUGCAGGAUCAACUGGUUAGGCCGCAAUGCUGUUUGUUUGUUCAUUCAGGUUCUCUUAUUCCGGGUUUGUGAUUUCCGUACUUCAUAUCCGACUUUGGCUUCCAUUAUUUGGCUCCGGCUUUGCUGCAUUGAUCUUGGUGUCUCCGAGUCAGUUUACCGAGUUUGUUAUUCUCGCAAUUUUUAAAUUAAUGGACUGAAAUAGUGAUUUUUGACAAACCGUCGGGACGAAAACAGUAAUUAACUCUUAAAAAUAAAAACACUAACGGACUAUUGAAAACAAAUGAACAUAAACGAACACGUUACUGAACGUUCACGAACAUAAAUGAAUGAACGCGACCUCUGUUCAUGAUCGUUCAUUUAACUAAACAAAUGAAAUUUCUUGUUCGUGCUCCUUCAUUUACUAAGCGAACGAACACAAACGUUCUUCCCAUCGAACGGUUCACGAACCCUUCGCUGAAUGUUUGGUCCGUUUGCAGCCCUACUAAACUGUACUUUUAAGUGUUUUAGAACCUUUUUAUGGAAGGAAAUGGUUACUUUUCUACUUUUUUUACAUAUCUUUAUAUUUAUGUAUUUUUUAGGAACACCUUAUACUCAACAAUCGUAUAAAGUGAGUGAAUCAUUUCCGUAUAAAUGGAUCAGUAAAAAAUGGAAAGAAGGGUUUCACGUCACUUCAAUGACUACAGCUGGCAGUCGUUGGGGUGUCGUGAUGUCAAGAAACGCAGGAUUUUUCGACUAGGUUGUAGAACUUGAUUUUCUUUACCCAAGUGAAGGAAUACAUCGUAGAUGGGAGAGUGGGUACAGGAUACCAUCUAUGGCUGCCACACCUGAUCAAGCAGCGUUCAUUUUGAGUUUCCCGAGCGUAAAAUAAUGGACGAGACACAAGAAACCUUGAGAACAUCCGCCUUCCCGAGUACCCAUGUGAAGGAAAAAUGGUCAAAGAACCAUUAUAUUGCAUCCUGUGUUAUGAUUGAACCGUAUGCUGACUGAUGCUGGUAACAGAGGCUACAUUUUACUGAAAACCCCCACUGGAGUUGAAUACAUUUGGGGGUUUUAUAAACUGGGAUUCCGUGUGAACGGAAAAUUUUGGUGUAACGUAAAGAUGGCCGUGUUCUAUUACUAUGUAAGAUCAUAAUAGAUUUGAUAAAGAUAAGAAAGAAACCAAAAAAA